Messenger RNA from Scutellospora calospora, 2625 nucleotides. Lineage: Eukaryota; Fungi; Glomeromycota; Glomeromycetes; Diversisporales; Gigasporaceae. The record is from the annotation of a GenBank genome assembly.
AUGGAAGGUCUUGACAAUUCGUCACAGUCCACUUCAACCACCGUUGGUAGCUCGAAACCAUAUGUUCACGCUAACGCCUCAAAUGUUAACGAUGUUAAAGAUUUCACACUCUCAGAUGAAUCACAGGAAUCUUCACCGGUUUUUGAUAGUCGUGCAGAAGAAUUCGAUCAACUGACACUCUCGGCAGCAGAAUCAUUGAAAACGAAGUUAACCGGUUUGGACGACUUUACAUUUAAACGUAAACAUUCAACACGAGCAACAAGUAGUCGUAUUUUUUCACGACCUGAAUCACCAAUGAAAAAGAAAUAUAAUUCUGAGGCUGGUCAUACUUCUACAAGUUUAAAAAAAUAUAACGACGAUGAAUUUGACGGGGAUAUUGCAGAUUGGUCGAUGGAGGGUACAGGAAGAAGAGUCGCUUAUGAUGAUUUUACUACAAUAGAUUGGAUCCAUGAUUUUGCUAAAGAGCGUGCGCGCCAAAGAAAAUUACGACAACAGAAAGGUAUAGGAGGCCGAUUAAAACUUAUUUUUGACGCAAUGGAGGGUUGGAUCGUUGUCUUAAUUGUUGGAGUUAUAUCCGGUAUUCUUGCUGCCGUUAUUGACAUAACAUCUGAGUGGCUUAGUGAUAUAAAAGAAGGGUAUUGUAAACCUGCAUUUUAUCUAAACAGAAAAAAUUGUUGUUGGGGUUACGAUGAUGAUCGUGAUUCAUGCGUGGAAUGGGUGAGGUGGAAUACCGCUCUUCAAGCAAAGUCUGCUGCUGCAGAAUUUUGGACAAAUUAUUUAUUUUAUAUAAUAUUUUCUACAACUUUUGCUACAAUAGCAGCCUACCUUGUAAAAUGUUAUUCUCUUUAUUCUUCUGGUAGUGGUAUACCCGAGAUCAAGACUAUCCUUGGUGGUUUUGUUAUCAGAAAAUUUUUGGGUUGGUGGACUCUAAUUAUUAAAAGUAUAGGCGUGUGCCUUGUCGCUGCCUCAAGCCUAUGUUUAGGUAAAGAAGGUCCACUAAUUCAUCUAGCUUGUUGUUGUGGAAACAUCAUUCCUCGAAUUUUUCCAAAAUUUAGGUACAAUGAAGAUAUAAUUUUCGAUGUUGAAAAUAAGUUUGCAUCUUCUAUAGCUAAAAAGCGAGAAAUAUUGUCUGCUGCAGCUGCUGCUGGUGUUUCCGUAGCUUUCGGUGCACCAAUUGGAGGAGUUCUAUUCAGUUUAGAGGAAGUAUCAUAUUAUUUUCCAUUCAGAACUAUGUGGCGAAGUUUUUUUUGUGCUAUGGUUGCAGCGUCUAUGAAUCCGUAUAGAACAGGCAAACUUGUACUUUUCCAGGUUGUUUACGAUAGAGAAUGGCAUGGAUUUGAGCUGUUCUUUUUUGCGUUGUUGGGUAUAUUGGGCGGUCUUUAUGGUGCUUUGUUCAUUCGUAUGAAUCUAAAAGUUGCUGUUUUCCGCCAAAACUCAUGGUUACGUCAUUUUAGUGUACAGGAAGUAGUAAUUAUUUCCCUUUUUACUUCGAUUGUGAGUUAUUUAAACAUUUAUAUGAGGGUCAAUCCAUCCGAACUAGUUGCGAAUCUCUUUCGCGAGUGCGAGGGAGGAGAUUAUCAUAAUUUAUGCAAUUAUAACAAUCACUGGGAACCAACUUUAUUGCUUUUAAUUGCAUCAUUUUUAAAAUUCUUUCUUACCAUAGUAACGUUUGGUUUGAAAGUUCCAGCUGGUGUGUGGUUGCCAUCAAUAGCAAUAGGUGCCUGCUUUGGCAGAGCAGUUGGAUUGAUUGUUCAUGCUUGGCACAAAUAUAAUCCCGGAUUUUGGCUUUUUGCAUCAUGCGAACCUGAUGUUCAAUGUAUCACACCGGGGAUGUAUGCCAUGGUCGGUGCAGCUGCUACCUUUGGAGGAGUCACACGCAUGACAGUAUCACUUGUUGUCAUUAUGUUUGAACUUACUGGUGCAUUGACUUAUGUUCUGCCUAUUAUGAUUGCUGUAAUGAUAAGUAAAUGGGUUGGCGAUGCGUUUGAUAAGGAAGGAAUUUAUGAUGGAUGGAUACGUAUCAAUGAAUAUCCGUUCCUGGAUAGCAAAGAAGAUUAUGUGUAUAACACAUUAGCCUCUCAAUAUAUGACUAGAGUAGAAGACCUGAUGGUAAUAACGGCCACAGGGCAUACUUUAGAUAGUUUAGAUGAAUUACUUAACGAAACAGAUUAUAAAGGUUUUCCUGUGGUCAACAAUUUAAGGAAUAUGCUACUUACUGGAUAUAUAUCGCGUUCGGAGCUGCGAUAUGCAAUGGACAAAGCAAAAAAAAAGCCAGGAAUUUUAUUAUCUAGUCCCUGCUAUUUCUCUAGUAAUCUUCCAAUUCUUGACUCAACUGCUUUCAUCGAUUUUAAACCAUGGAUGGAUCAGACACCAAUUACUAUAUCUCCCAAAUUUCCAAUGGAAAUGACAAUAGAAUUAUUUAAAAAAAUGGGUCUCCGCUACAUUUUAGUUACUCAAAAUGGACAACUUCUUGGUUUAAUUACUAAAAAGGAUGUCCUACGUCAUCUUUCUGCUAUUCGUCACCCAGAUGUCGUGAACUCUGAAGAUCCUCAGGAACAACAAAAAUAUAUGAUUUUAUCAGAACGUAGGAUGUCUGGUCUUACUAAUGAUUUUGUAACAGUUUAA